Geodia barretti is the source of this 138-nucleotide messenger RNA. Lineage: Eukaryota; Metazoa; Porifera; Demospongiae; Tetractinellida; Geodiidae. The record is from the annotation of a GenBank genome assembly.
AUGCCCAAACGUACUUAUCAGCCCAAAAAACGACGCCGCGCCCGCGUGCACGGCUUCCGUUCCCGUUCCCGUACGUCUGACGGUCGCGCGGUUUUGAGCCGCCGCCGUUUCAAGGGUCGGCAUCGGCUGGCCGUCUAG